UAGGCGUCGCGCGUCCGCCUUUCGGAAAACUGGCGUCCGCGCGCGUGUGCCGGACGACGCGAAAGUUUGCACAAACUCGAACGCGCAGGCAGCGGGCAUCGUUCGCCGACAGCGUUCGCUUCGCCGCUAUGGAACGGAAUAUUUUCGACGCGUAGCGUGGCGCGACGCGACGCGCGCGGCGGAAGUUGCGUUCCGUUCGGUUCGCGGAGCGGGUGAGUCAUCGCGUCGGCGUUGGCUGCGCAAGCACCGACAAACCUCGUUCGACGUCGCCGAGAUCUGGCAACAUGGUUUGAGCAAACGCGUAGCAUUCUCAAAGGCACGACGCGUGUACGCGACCGGCGAUUGCAGUAGGAGCAGUGGCUUCUCGUCGGUCGUCGAGCGUGGUCGUUUCUGCUCUGUUCGCAUCGCGAUAUUCAGACCAUACUCGACUCUCUUCUCCGUUGUUCUCUCUUGUUCUCUCUUGUUCUCUGUUGUUCUCUGUUGUUCGGUUCGGUUCGGUUCGGUUCGGUUCGGUUCGGUGUCCACGAUACCGCCAAAAACCUUCAAAACGGAGCGGUGGAUAGCAAACAGAAUGGCGAGUCCCGACUUGAUCGGAUACACGCACGACUUUCUUACCGAGUUCAUUCAACUGUACCGAAGUUUCCCCUGCUUGUGGCAGGUCAGGUACAAGGGAUACAAAGACAGGCUGCUGAGAAACCGCGCUUACGACGCCCUCGUGCUGAAGCUGAGGGAGGUGAAUCCGGUCGCGGACAAAGAGACCGUAAUUAGAAAGAUCAACACUUUGAGAACCGCGUUCAGGCGAGAGUACAAAAAGGUCCGGAGCUCCCACAGGAUGGUUAAAAAUCCUCGGCUGCGGUACAGAUCCUCCUUAUGGUACUACGACAUAUUAAAAUUCGUUGCCGAGCAGAACGAGGGAUCUUCGGCGGAAGAAGACAGGGAUAUCGUUAAGAAUCCGACGAUCCCAAUGGACGGCUAUCAGGAGCCAAUGUUCGUUCAAACCGAGGUGGACAAGAUCGAACCGCCGUCUCCGGUGCCCUCGCCCGAAGCUAGUCCGGACCCGAACUUCCAGCCGGUGAUCCUCGAGACCGAAGGCUCCUAUGCGAGAAGAAUAUCGUCGUCAGUGUCCGGCGUGGACGUUUUCAAAAAGAAGCUGCAGCAAGAGAACUACCAGGACCGUCAGUCGAACGACCCGACGCGCGAAGCGUCGCCGAGGCCGUUCGCGGCCUGCGUCACGGACGACGAGUUCGACACGUUCGGUCGUUACGUCGCGAAUAAACUCCGGAAAUCGAUGCCCCGGCAGAGCAUCAUCGCCGAGAAGAUCAUCGCCGACGUCCUCCUGAGAGCGAACCUCGGCACCUUGGACGAAACCACGUCCCUCACGGAGAAAGUACCUUCUCGUUGUUUCCUGGUGAUGGGCGAUCGCUAAACGACCGCUCUCACCUUCGGUCGUCCACCUUUUCGUUUCCCCUCUCGGUCCCGUGCUCCUGGAAACAUUCUGCGCGACGCGCGAGUACGUCUUUUUCGCUAAAGCGGCAGGAAAUCCGAUUUCCGAGUACUCGCGCGCGCGACUGUAGAAAAAUGCGGGUCGCAGUGCGGACCAACCGAAACUGGCCAUCGGCCAAUCGAAUCCUCGUUUCCUCCGCGUAGACGAACGAUCCGCGAACCCAGGAGAACGCGCCGUUCCUCGAUAGGGUUGCCCGAUUCCCGGCACUUCCCUCGUCGAAAUCUGUUAAAAACUUGCAAAAAUAUCGAAUGAUUCAUGCCGAGUCUACCCCAGAAACUUGCAACUUUCCCCGCUUUUCCACAGUCGAUAAAGUUCGCGCGAACACUUUACGCGGCGAAAUUACGUCCCUUAACUCUCUCUCGUAAAUCGCUCGAAACCCGAAACUCGCAACUCGAAACUUUUGCAAUAACGGUUUCGUCGGUUUCAUAAAUUGGUUUCUGGUUAUUACGGUUAAACGACUUAUAGCGUGACGUAGCGUCGACUUUUCGACCAGCUACCUCGACAUGCACGUUGUUCUCUUCCGCUGCGCUGUUUCCCUGGGACGAGUAUACUUCGUCGACGACACC
Messenger RNA from Nomia melanderi (Alkali bee), 2070 nucleotides. RefSeq lists its product as uncharacterized. Lineage: Eukaryota; Metazoa; Arthropoda; Insecta; Hymenoptera; Halictidae. The record is from RefSeq and is a predicted model, not a curated record.